GUCCGCUUGCCUGGGAGCAUCGCGUGCCAGAGCCAUGGCCCAGGAGCUUUACCAUGCGGAGUUCGCCCGGGCGGGCAAGGAGGCAGGGCUCCAGGUCUGGAGGAUCGAGAAGCUGGAGCUGGUGCCGGUGCCCAAGAGCGCCUACGGCAGCUUCUACGUCGGGGAUGCCUACCUGGUGCUGCACACGACCAAGGCGAGCCGGGGCUUCACCUACCGCCUGCACUUCUGGCUCGGAAAGGAGUGUACCCAGGAUGAAAGCACAGCAGCUGCCAUCUUCACUGUUCAGAUGGACGACUAUUUGGGUGGCAAGCCAGUGCAGAGUAGAGAACUGCAAGGCCAUGAGUCCACUGACUUUGUCAGCUAUUUCAAAGAAGGUUUGAAAUACAAGGCUGGAGGUGUGGCAUCUGGACUAAAUCAUGUUCUCACAAACAACCUGACAGCUGAGAGGCUCCUACAUGUGAAGGGUCGGAGAGUGGUCAGGGCCACGGAAGUACCCCUGAGCUGGGACAGUUUCAAUAAGGGUGAUUGCUUCAUCAUUGACCUUGGAACAGAAAUUUACCAAUGGUGUGGUUCUUCAUGUAACAAAUACGAGCGGCUGAAGGCAAGCCAGGUUGCCAUUGGCAUUCGGGACAAUGAAAGGAAAGGAAGAUCUCAACUAAUUGUUGUAGAAGAAGGAAGUGAACCAAGAGAGCUUAUAACGGUUUUAGGGAAAAAGCCAGAGCUUCCAGAUGGAAAUGAUGAUGAUGACACCAUAGCAGAUAUAGCUAACAGGAAAAUGGCUAAACUCUAUAUGGUUUCAGAUGCCAGUGGAUCCAUGAAUGUGACCGUGGUGGCAGAAGAAAACCCCUUCUCCAUGGCAAUGCUGCUUUCUGAGGAAUGCUUUAUUUUGGACCAUGGUGCUGCAAAACAAAUUUUCAUAUGGAAAGGUAAAAAUGCUAAUCCUCAGGAGAGAAAGGCUGCAAUGAAGACAGCUGAAGAAUUUCUAGAGCAAAUGAAUUAUUCCACCAAUACCCAAAUUCAAGUUCUUCCAGAAGGAGGUGAAACACCAAUCUUUAAACAGUUCUUUAAGGACUGGCGCGAUAAAGAUCAGAGUGAUGGCUUCGGGAAAGUAUAUGUCACAGAGAAAGUGGCUCAAAUAAAACAAAUUCCAUUCGAUGCCUCAAAAUUACACAGUUCUCCGCAGAUGGCAGCCCAGCACAAUAUGGUGGAUGAUGGUUCUGGUGAAGUGGAGAUUUGGCGUGUAGAAAGUAAUGGUAGGAUUCCAAUUAAUAAAAACUCAUAUGGUGAAUUUUAUGGUGGUGACUGCUACAUUGUACUAUACACUUAUCCCAGAGGGCAGAUUAUCUACACAUGGCAAGGAAGAAAUGCCACGAGAGAUGAGCUGACAACAUCUGCCUUCCUGACUGUUCAGUUGGACCGGUCCCUUGGAGGACAGGCUGUGCAGAUCCGGGUCUCCCAAGGCAAGGAGCCUACUCACCUGCUGAGUUUGUUCAAAGACAAACCACUCAUUAUUUACAAGGAUGGAACAUCAAAGGAAGGCGGUCAGGCACCUGCUCCCCCUAUCCGCCUCUUUCAAGUCCGGAGAAACCUGGCAUCUAUCACCAGAAUUAUGGAGGUUGAUGUUGAUGGAAGUUCAUUGAAUUCCAAUGAUGUUUUUGUCCUGAAACUGCAACAAAAGAAUGGCUACAUCUGGAUAGGAAGAGGUGCUAGCCAGGAGGAGGAGAAAGGAGCAGAGUAUUUGGCAAGUGUCCUCAAGUGCAAACCCACAAGGAUUCAGGAAGGGGAGGAACCAGAGGAAUUCUGGAGUUCCCUCGGAGGGAAAAAAGACUACCAGACCUCUCCACUGCUAGAAACCCAAGCCGAAGACCAUCCCCCUCGGCUUUAUGGCUGCUCUAACAAAACUGGAAGGUUCAUUAUUGAAGAGGUUCCAGGAGAAUUCACCCAGGAUGAUCUAGCAGAAGAUGAUGUCAUGUUACUAGAUGCUUGGGAACAGAUAUUUAUUUGGAUUGGCAAAGAUGCUAAUGAAGCUGAGCGAACAGAAUCUCUGAAGUCUGCCAAAAUGUACCUUGAAACAGACCCUUCCGGAAGAGACAAGAGGACACCAAUUGUCAUCAUAAAACAGGGCCAUGAGCCACCUACAUUCACAGGCUGGUUCCUGGGCUGGGAUUCCAGCAACUGAUAAAACAGAUUUUUACGUAAAAACAUAAAUAUGGGGUAGCUGUCCCACUGCUGUUCUGGAGAAAAAAAAAAGUUUUUUUGUUUGCUUUUGGAAAUUAACCUCAACCAUGUGGUUAUUUUUUUAUUGCCUAGUAUUGGUUUAAAAAUCUGUUUAAACUGGGGUUUUCUAAUGUCAAUGUAUUAGAAUGACCUGAAGUAAACUUUUGUUAUGGACCAAUAUUAGCUCUUCUGGAAACUGAUUUAUAUCUUUUUAUAUGGCCUUUUAAAAGUGAAAAGCUUUGUGCAGUUUAGCAGGACUCAUCAAGUAGAAAUUUUUACAAUUCAGCAGCCAUUAGACAAACUUGUUCUUUAAAGUGUCAGAGAAGAAAGCCAUAAUGUCUUAGAGAUUAUUCUCUUUUCUAUGUAUUGUGUUCAAAAGCAUUCUAUAUUCACAGUAAGAUUUAUGUUAAGGUAGCUUUAAAAGUUUGUUGUUUUCCUUCUUUAGUCAAUAUGAUCUUUGAUGUCAUUAACUCUUCAGUGUCAUUUUCUAAGAUAAACUUUACUUUUUUUGCCUUUUUAAAAGCCUUUGAAAGCACAGCUCUUUCAUGAAACAUUAAUUUGUAUUCUUAUUCACUUAGGUAUAUAUAUAUUUGAUACUAUAUAUGUUUAAUAUCACAAAAUAUAUGUAUAGGAAAACUUCUUUGCUAAUGCUGUC
Trichechus manatus latirostris (Florida manatee) is the source of this 2872-nucleotide messenger RNA. It is a transcript of the gene SCIN, whose product is annotated as scinderin. Bases 35 to 2179 code for a protein of 714 amino acids. Gene Ontology annotation, cellular component: actin cytoskeleton; cytoplasm. Gene Ontology annotation, molecular function: phosphatidylinositol-4,5-bisphosphate binding; actin filament binding. NCBI's taxonomy places the organism in Eukaryota, Metazoa, Chordata, Mammalia, Sirenia, Trichechidae. The transcript is spliced from 16 exons. The record is from RefSeq and is a predicted model, not a curated record. Gene Ontology annotation, biological process: actin polymerization or depolymerization; central nervous system development; cell projection assembly.